This is a messenger RNA of Microsporum canis CBS 113480, 336 nucleotides long. RefSeq names its product structural toxin protein RtxA. The transcript has 2 exons. NCBI's taxonomy places the organism in Eukaryota, Fungi, Ascomycota, Eurotiomycetes, Onygenales, Arthrodermataceae. The record is from RefSeq and is a predicted model, not a curated record. Bases 1 to 336 code for a protein of 111 amino acids.
AUGUCGGUAACUCGUUUCAAGCUGGUCUUCAACGUGCCUACGACAGCCCUCGAGGCGUGCAAAGCCGCCAUCUUCGCGGCGGGGGCUGGCAGCUAUCCAGGCCCAGGGAACUACACCGAAUGCUGCUUCACCACCAUAGGAACAGGCCAGUUCCGUCCUGGAAAGUCGGCAAAUCCUCAUAUUGGCAGCGUGGGAGCGCUCGAGGAGGUUCAGGAGGCGAGAGUCGAGACGCUCUGUGUUGGUGAAGAUGUCGUUAGAAAGGCGGUUGCUGCGCUGAAGCAGGCACAUCCAUAUGAGGAACCGUCAUACGACGUGUUUAGGAUGGAAGACUUUUAA